Vicia faba (fava bean) is the source of this 1857-nucleotide messenger RNA. NCBI's taxonomy places the organism in Eukaryota, Viridiplantae, Streptophyta, Magnoliopsida, Fabales, Fabaceae. The record is from the annotation of a GenBank genome assembly.
AUGGAUUUCGACGAGUACGAUUAUCUGGAGAAGACAGUGGAGGAGGAGAUAGAUGAGAAAGAUUCUUCUAAGAAGGGGAGGGAGAGUAUCGACAGGACCGAACGGAGCUACAGAAAGCGCGAUGAGAUCGAAGAUGGCGCCGAAUUGAAGAGGAGUAAGAGGUCCAGCGGUGACGACGAUGAGCAUGUCUCCAGGAAGGAUAGAGAUCGGGACGAUGACCGCGACAAGGAGCGUCGUAGGAGUGGCAGGGAUAGGGAUAGGGACAGAGACGGUGAGAGGAGUAGCAGAGACCGAGGCCGAGACAGGGAGAAGGAUGUGGAUAGGGAGAAAGAUAGGAGAGACAAGGAUAGAGAAAGGGAAAGGAGGGAGAGGGAGAAGGAGAAGGAAAAGGAGAGAGAAAGGUCCAGGAGGAGCAAGAGUCGUUCGGAGCGGGAAAGAGAGAUAGAACGGGAGGAGAGGGAGAGGUCUCGGAGAAGCGUAAGUCGUUCUGAACGUGAUAGAGAGAAGGAACGGGAGGAGAGAGACAGGUCCAGGAGGAGCAGAAGUCGCUCUGAGCGUGAUAGCAUCAGAGAACGAGAUUUCGACAUGAGAGAUAGCCGGAGACUUAGGGAGAAGAAGGAAGCUGUGGAGCCUGAGGCAGAUCCAGAGAGGGAUCAAAGAACUGUUUUUGCCUAUCAGAUGCCCUUAAAGGCAACAGAACGAGAUGUUUAUGAAUUCUUCUCAAAAGCUGGCAAGGUGAGAGAUGUUCGACUGAUCAUGGAUAGGAACUCAAGACGAUCUAAAGGAGUUGGCAAUGCGAUAAUGAUGAGGGAUGAUGGGAAUACCUUGCACACAUGUUUAUUCAAUUCAUGCUGCGUACUCAAGUUUAUAUCACUUGAACUGAUUAUGAGGUAUAUUGAAUUUUAUGAUGCAAUGUCGGUGCCGAUGGCAAUUGCUCUCUCUGGUCAACUUCUUCUUGGACAACCUGUAAUGGUCAAACCUUCUGAGGCUGAAAAGAACCUAGUUCAAUCUAAUACUACUACUGGAGCUGCUGGUGUGGUCGGACCAUAUGGAGCCGUGGACAGAAAACUGUAUGUGGGGAACCUUCAUUUCAAUAUGACCGAGAGCCAGUUGAGAGAGAUUUUUGAGCCAUUUGGUACUGUGGAGGUUGUGCAACUGCCUCUUGACCUGGAGACAGGACAUUGCAAGGGUUUUGGAUUUAUUCAAUUUGCCCACCUAGAACAUGCAAAGGCUGCCCAGAGUUUAAAUGGAAAAUUGGAAAUUGCUGGCAGAACUAUCAAGGUUUCAUCUGUAGCAGACCAUGUUGGAGGCCAAGAUACAACAGCAAAAUCUGCAGAUUUUGAUGAUGAUGAAGGCGGAUUGGCUUUAAAUGCCCAAUCAAGAGCAUUGCUUAUGCAGAAGUUGGAUCGCUCUGGAAUUGCUGCAAGCAUUGGCUUACCCAUUAAUGGGUCAGUUCCCGCCCAGCAGGCUAUUAGUUUGCCUAUUGGUAAUCCUGGAUUAAUGCCAGCACUAGCUCUACCAACUCAAUUUAUGCCUACUCAAAUGGCUGAACCUGUCGGAACCCCCAGCAACUGCUUGCUGUUGAAGAAUAUGUUUGAUCCAUCAACUGAGACAGAACCAGAUUUUGAUCUAGACAUCAAAGAAGAUGUAGAAGAAGAGUGUUCUAAAUAUGGGCGGGUGAAGCAUAUCUAUGUCGACAAAAAUAGUGCAGGUUUUGUGUAUUUGAUGUUUGAAACAGUGGAAGCAGCAAGUGCUGCUCAGCGUGCAAUGCACAUGCGGUGGUUUGCGCGCAAAAUGAUUUCGGCCAUAUACAUGCAACCUCAGGUAUAUGAAGCCAAGUUUAAAGGGGUUGUGUGA